Molecule: messenger RNA, 8703 nt
Organism: Brienomyrus brachyistius
Lineage: Eukaryota; Metazoa; Chordata; Actinopteri; Osteoglossiformes; Mormyridae
Product: polycomb group RING finger protein 3
Exons: 10
Coding region: 2784-3536 (250 amino acids)
Biological process (GO): regulation of transcription by RNA polymerase II
Cellular component (GO): PRC1 complex
Source: RefSeq, a predicted model, not a curated record
CCCAAGGAAGCCGGGAAUUCUGUUUUACUCUGAAAAUGAAACCGGCAUAAAUGUUAUUUUUCCCAACAUGUAUGGUAUGGACUUUUUUGCGGCUUGUUUAUGGCAGAUAAUUGUCCCUGAUGCAUUGUUAAAUUCCUGAUACAUUGUUAAAUCCGUGAUACUGAUGGGGGGUAUUUAGUCCUCCGAUCAAAUCCUACCCAUCACACAAGGAGGUGGGAAAUGAAUCCACAUAAAGCAGCUUUUCUGAAUUAAUGCGUCGUGGAUUCGUACAUUUCAGUCGCCACACACUUGCUGCCCUCAAUAGUUACUUUUCACCUGUAACCGCAUAUUUAUAUUAACACCUGUAUGUUGCUACAUUUAAGCUGGGAUGCAGUUACAUUUGGGGAAGCUGUAUUCAAUCAGUUUUUAAAGAACCACUCUGUUUGCAAUUGUCGUAUAAGGGUAAGAUCCAAUUAAACCGAUCAAAACUUCAAACGAAUGCUUAGUAAGUAGCUAAAACGCACGAUCGAUUAAAGGUGUAUAUGGUUCUGUUUCCGUUUUUGCAGUUAUCAAACGUCGUUACCACCUCCUGCAUAGGUUUUCCCUUAUAAUGUUUGGUCGUUCAUUUGAAACGCAUUGCAUGUUCAGGACUUGCUUGGAAUUUUACUCAACCAGAAAACAGUCUGCAGAUCUGAAUGAGACGACACACUGAAGAGACGUGCUAUUGUGCAGUCCUGUUUUUUCAAAGUUCCUUGCUCACGUUUCAGAGACAGGGAAACAGAGCAUUAGAAAACCAGAGAAGAUGGAGGAAUUUAAAAUGAAUAAUUGCUGGGGUCUCUUUGAAUGUUAUUGUAUAUGUACAUUAUGUAACAUGUUUUGUUGACACAUUUACAGGAGCAUAGGAAACUGGGGAAUAACCCUAGUAUUUAGUUUGGCUUCACCCCCCACCCAAAAAAAAAAACAAAAUAGACUUUUGCAUUUAAAUAUGUAGGUUGUUCCUCCCAAUAUCAUACUGCCUCUCAGAUCCAUUCAUAUUCACAUGGGUGAUAUUGCUGACAGUGUUCUGUUAAACACACACACACACACACACACACACACACACAAAACUAAACUGUGAAUCACCAGUUGAUUUAGUCAGCCCCAAUGUAUGCUACAGUUUGUUCGUGUGGUCAAACUCCAUCUUUAUUUAUAGCCUGUGACAUAAAUAUGAAUAAUGAUUCUGAAAAUAGUGUCACAGUGGGAUUCUGACAUUUCACAAGGCGUGAUUUUUGGGAUGCGCACCGCCGAUUCCGUUUCAAAACACACACGCACCCGGUGGUUUAUUGUUGCAUGUUCGGGAACAUUAAGAAUAUAGCUUUGGGUGGCUUUUGGGUGCCCAGUUGGAGAGGAGAAGUGGAGAAAAUUGGGCUUCUUAUCACUGUGGCACUAGUAGUUCCCUUUUCAGUCCUGGUGGCCCUUGGUCUGUGACAUGACUCCCACUCACCGUGGUUUUGGUGGUCUAGUCUUUGCUGUCUGAAAAACUAGCAAAUGAGAGGAAGUCGCCCUCGCAUUUAUCGUGAUUGUCACUGACGUUUUGUCAGGGCAUCUUGUUUGCCAGAGAAAAUGUGGUAUAUAUAAGAUUAAUAUUUUUGCCUACACCCUUCAAUAACGUACUCGGAUGUUACCUGUGAAUUAGUUGCCUGAAAAUAUCCCUCGAAUGACUUCUAAUAACUUGUAAUGUCAAUGCACCGUGACCGUUAUGUUUGUGGCGGUGUCACGCGUGAUGUUGUGUGUGCGCUGGCUCUAAAAAUCCAAGCAGCACUCGCCUGAAAUGUGGGGCUACCUGCUGGUCAAGAUUUAAACUGGAUAUAGAAGCGAACCAGGGAAAACUGGUUUAAAUUCGGUGUCUGGUUUUGUUUGCCUUGAGGUGAGGCUGCUUGUUUUCAACCGACGCUGGGGAUUAUCUCGUUGGUAUUCCCCUCAUAGGAACUCCUGACAUUGUCAUUAGCUCGCAGAAAUUUAUUUUAGAAAUCUAUAAAAACUUGAUGUAGUGGUUGUGAUGAAUGUGUUGCUUCGGUCGAAUAUUACGGGCCUGUUUCGAAGUGCUUCAGUAUGGAAUGUAUGCAUAGCUUUCAAAGACUCUUUCUUGCUUUUUUUUUCCCCCUCUUAAUUUUCAUUGUGUGGGUUUUGUUUUUAUUUUACGACCCCUUUUAAGCCUCUUUUUGAGAUUUUGUUUCCUGUUUUAUCUGCCCCAGAGCUGAAGCGUCAAGUGUGUGUAUCGACAUGUGACGCGGAUUUCCCUCCAUUUUCUGCAUCGCCUGUGAGAUGCUUCUCUGGAGUCGUCGGUUUUAAAACCGAUGUUAAAGAAAUGGCUCGGGCCGCUAUUUUUUUCAUCGUAAACUGUCUCCACCUCGACCAGUAGGGCCAGGAAAUUCCAGUUUGGCUCCGCAUGGUACACUCGCCCCGACUCUGCGAGCAGUCAGCAUUCUCGGCGCCUGCUACUUGGUAGUGACAUCCAGCGGUAAUAAACAGGGGCCUUUGUCGCCACUCACCUGUAUAAUUCUCUAGCCGUGGACUACACUGUCAGCGUUCCUAGCCAUUUGCAUGCUUUUUAUAAUUUUUUUUGUCACUUCUUUGAGGCUUUGGCUGCCUUUGUCAAAGACCGAAGUGGAUGCUGUGUUGAAUGUCUGAAAACUCUUUUCUGUAGUCUCUCUUGCGAAGUACCGGGGAAUCCAUCUCCUCAUGACGUCUCCUCCCGCGAUGCACAGCUAACACCGCUAACCCGCCGGAAGAGAGGUGGUCUUCGCGUCGUCAGCUGAAGAUACAUGGCAGCUUUAGGGAACCCUGAGAUGCUGACCAGGAGGAUCAAGCUUUGGGAUAUCAACGCCCAUAUCACCUGUCGCCUUUGUGAGGGCUACCUGAUUGAUGCCACCACCGUCACCGAGUGCUUACACACCUUCUGCAGGAGCUGCUUGGUGAAAUACCUGGAGGAGAAUAACACCUGUCCCACGUGCAGGAUUGUGAUCCAUCAGAGCCACCCUCUUCAGUACAUCGGCCAUGACCGAACGAUGCAAGAUAUUGUGUACAAACUGGUACCUGGACUUCAAGAAGCGGAGAUGAAGAAGCAGAGGGAGUUCUACCAGAAGCUGGGGAUGGAGGUGCCGGGAGAUGCCAAGGGCGAGCUGUGCAGCCUGAAGCCACCCCUCGACGACCAGCGUAAUGGGGACGUGAAGACUGAGGACGCGGCAAACAAGGAACCCGGCGAGGACAAGCAGGAGGAGGAAAACGACUACCACAGGAGCGACGAACAGGUCAGCAUCUGCCUGGAGUGCAACAGCAGCAAGCUGCGGGGCCUGAAGAGGAAGUGGAUCCGCUGCUCUGCCCAGGCCACCGUGCUGCACCUCAAGAAGUUCAUCGCCAAGAAGCUCAACCUGACCUCCUUUAACGAGCUGGACAUUUUAUGCAACGAGGAGAUCUUGGGCAAGGACCACACGUUGAAAUUCGUAGUUGUGACAAGAUGGAGAUUUAAGAAAUCUCCUCUCCUGCUUCAUUACAGACCUAAAAUGGAUUUGCUGUAGAUGGACAGGUCGGUUGUUUUUGCCCCCCAAGACGGAGAAAGCUUCAUGAACUGAAACGAUUACGGUCCUGGGGCUACACUCAGGCUGAAUGGCACACCAGCGUAGCCCAACGGCAGGUAGCCCGCCAGGGUUUGGGGUCCUCAGUGUUGAGGGGUAUGAAAACAUCCAUUUUCGUCCUCUACCUCCUAGUUAUGUGAACAAUGAGGAAGAAUAAAGAUAUUUAUACUUUUGUACAGAAGAGAGAAGAGCCGCUCAGACACUACUGGUAUUCUGUUUACAAACGGAUGAGAAGAUAGCAAGGAGGUUACCGCUUUUUAUACCCAAACUCCCCUUCCAUCUCCCUGCCUUUCCGGUGCAUGGAUGUCAGCUCUGACACCAACAACGUGGGCUGGAGAAGCUUUCAACAAGCCCCUUCAGGUUACACUUCUCAAGUCUUUGGAGCACAGAAAGUAUAUAUAAUUAUAUAUAAAAAUAUAACAAUUUCUAAACUGUCGGAGUUUUGUAACGUCUCCAGGAUUUUUUUUUUUAUUUUUAUUUUUUUGUUUGUUUGUUUGUUUUGGUUGUUGCUUUGACCCGUUUGUGAAUAGGAUGAAUUUGAAAAAAGUAGUAAUUUAUGUUCUAUAUUCCAAUAUUGUACAUAAAAAAUGAGGUCAGAGAGUUUUAGGUAUGUUUUCCAGAAGUGCUAUUGGAAAUAUGCGUGCGUUGUCAAAUGGCAAUGUCAUGAACGAAAGGGGUGUUUUUUUUAUUUUUUUUUAUUUUUUAGUUCUUGUGGAAAUUUAAUGUGAAAUGUAUACCAGCUCAUGUUUCACGACUUGGAUAAACUAUUUUUUUUUGUCUAAGAAAGCUUCCAGAACAACUUUGUUCCUUAGCAUUAACACCCAGCUCAAAGUUAGCUUUGUCUAUUUGACGUGUAUUAUUUUAUUAUUAUUAUUGUCGUGUUUUUUUUUUUUUUUUUUUUAACCUGUGUUCUCUUGUAUGUGUUGGCCUCUGGUUUCCUCAUGUCUUGAAAAGGCAAGCGUCUGUUUUUAGUAUUCACAUACUGGGUUUCAUUGUGCUUCAACUUUCUCCUCUUAUAAGAUGCUUUGACAUGCCAAGCAGCCUGUCAGAAUAAUGGAGAAGUCCUCUUCUCCCAGAAGAUGUUCUGCACCACCCUUGAUAUUUGCAGCAUCGUUUCUUGUCCACUCCCUUUCUCUCCCCACGACUACCAAAAUCUCGGCCCAUACUCUUGACAGUCCUCCUUCGUGAUUGGUUGGAAGCUGUCUGAAUGUCAACACUGAAAUUAUGUUCUCAAACAAUCACAAGGCCUUAUAUAGAAAGCUCUUAAAUUAUUGAAUUGUCUAGAUGGGGAUUGAAACCAUAUUUUCAUUCUUUUGUAGCUCAAAACCUUUGCAAUGCUAUACACAGUUUUUUUUCUGAUUUUAUAUUGCUUCGGGAGAUCAGCAAAUCAUUCUGGAAGGUUCUUAGAAAAACGCAACUUGAUAUAAAAUUGAUCAUCGUGUAUACUAAUCAAGAGUACUGUGAUUGGUCAGUAUACUCUCUCAUACAGCAUUAAAUGGCCACCCUUUAUGAAGGGAAACAGAGGCACAACCUUCAGUGCUGGACUAUGUAUAAUUAAAAUAUAUAUUUUAUUUAAGUUAUCAAGAAAAUGAAAUUCAGAGGUUUGCGGAGUCAUUCUUUAAAACUGGUAUUUCUUUUCCUCCAAAAUCGAGGUGCAUAUUUAAAUUUGAGUGCUCUGAUUUGUAAUUUAUUGUGUUUUGCGGAACACCUUGAAGAAAGACUGCUGACAGCCUGCAGCACCACUUACGAGCUGCUUAUUUCCGGACUGUAGUUCUGGCGUUUCCUUUCAGCUGCCUGGCGUAUUCGGCCGUUAGCUCAUCCGUCCUUUGCGCGCCGACCUCGUCUCCUAUAGUGCAGCCCUAGCUGAAGCGAGCAGUCCUGGUGUUGCUUGUUCCUUUGAACCGUUUUUGGAAAUUCCUGGCUAGGCCCCAAAUGCUCUUUGUUUUUUACCACAGUGGACCUGAGAGGUGCAAUGAUUCGUGAGUCGCCGAGGCCACUUAGGCGUUAUUGUGUACCGAGAUCUACGAUGGAACGCCUGGCACGUGACUUUUUGGAAGUGUAUGUCACGUUGGUAUCGUCAGCGAACAAUUAUCUAGUGAUAUUUGCCGAAGUUGUAGCUUGAUACAGGAAUACCUCAGCAGGGGCCGACAAUGACAGCUCUCAGAAACUGGAUGGCCGUCUUAAACCACCAGUAGUUUCAGCGGCACGCAUUUUCUAAAAUGUCUUUGGAAAGAAUGUGAAUUUUCAUAACCAGACAGUCGGUGGCUAUUGUUUAAUGUCACCCUACCCUGAGAACAGCUCAAUAUCCAUACCUGUGCAAACAUACAUUUACUCCUAUCUGCUUUCAUCAGUUUUAUUGAUAAAAACAAAAAUGUUGACCCGCUACCACAAUUUAUAGCUGUUAUGAGAGGCUUAAAUUUUUGUGUGAAACAGCCAUUUUGCCUUGUUGCAAUAUGUAAAAAAAAAUAAAAUAAAAACUAGUAUGGCUUUUAAAUUUUAUAUUAAUAUUUAUAUAAAUAUUAACAGACCCUGAGGUUUGCGCUGUUGUAUUAAAGAACUUCUGGGCUGCUGGAUGAUGUUGUGUUUUGUGGGCCUGCCCACCCUUGUAGAUGUGGUAUUCUGAAUACCAUAAAGGGGCCCUCAGCUUUGAGGAAAUGAGCUAGGGGGACCUGGGAGGGGUGAUGUUUUUCCUAAACCUUCGUUCUCUCCUCCUUGCCACAAGCUGAGGUUGGUGCUAACUUAUGUUUAUUUAAUUUUAUUAUUAUUACACUUUUUUUUUUUUUCGGUACACUGGGAGCGAGGACUCCUCGUGGAUUUUUCAUGCUUCCACAGUGCCACCACGAUGGCACUCAUUACCGUGUUGUCCUUCGUAUCACACUUCUGUGCGAAUGCUUUGAUUUCGUAAGCCAUUUUAUCCUUUGCCACUGUGCGAAGCAGAAGCUGCUCGCUGGUCCAAACGUCACAGGAAAUGGCGUAUAAAACCUGACGGGUCUCCAGCGUAGAGCUAGAGAUAAAGCUCAGUCCCUCAUCUCCGGUCGGUCUGUCAUCAGCUCACCUACCCCCGGCGCCCUGGCCCGGCCUCCACCUGCCGGUGGGAUGACCCUUACUAUCUUCUCUCGGCAAUGCACAUGCUCAUCAUCCGAAUUAGCUAGCAGGGGAGCCGGAGUUAUGAAAGGCGUUGGGAGAGUAGAGGGCAUCUCUGGAGAAGGCUGGGGUUAUCUCAGCGUGAAAGGCCUGGGAGCUUUGCCAGACGCUUCAGAGUCCAACAGAGCAGCGAGAGUGAACUCAGGUGCAGCACCUGCCUGGAGACAAGGACAGCCUCCUGUUCGUAUGCUCAUUCCUGUUCAUUUUUCUCACUGGAUCUACAGACGACUGUAAUGUGGACUUUCGUGUUCAUAUGCUACUUCAUCCGACGUCCUAGUUCCACUGCCUUUACACCAAGCACUAUUAAUUAAACGCCCAGAAAGGCGGCUUGACGGCAACCUUAGUGAAAAUAGUAUUUUGACUGCUCAUUUGACACAGUCUACGUAUUGCUUUGAACUGGCUGCAAUGCUCAGUGGAGAAAUUGCUAGCUGGAAGUAAUUUGCAAAGCUGUGACAUCCGGGGUGAAAUCUCUAGCUGCCAAACCUCCUUGAGUAACUUCUAACACUGGUCCUCACGACAGGCCUUGUGUCAGUAGAUGACUUUUCACUCUGAAGGUUUAAGCAGUGGUGUGAUGUUCUGUAAUCAGCCAUUCGUUUGGUGUUUCACAACAUGUUUGGGCACUGGUUUUCUGGUAUAAUGUUUGCCAAGGAGGAUGUCCUGGUAUGGGCACUACCUCCUUGUCGUUGACCAGAAUAAAUGUUUGUGCUAAACGGUCUAAUCCUGGGCAUCUGUGGGCCUUAUGGCUGUCUUGGAAACUCUUCCCCUUCUUUGAUUGGUGGUAAGUCGAGUGGUGUUCUGUUACUGUGCCAACGUAACACCAGACAAAGCAUCGCUUGAGCGUAAGGUGGCUGGAGAGCCUGUCGUCGCUGAAUGGAGCAUGUUGCGCUUUUGGCUGAUGAGUGAUGUGGCUGGUGCUGAUUUACCGUCUGCCAAAGUGUCCUGGAUGGACUAAACUUAAUGGGAGCUGCUGAGAGUUCUUUGGGAUGAAGAAAACCACACUGCCCAGCCUUCGUGCUGGCAGACCCAAAAUGAGCCUUAAAGGCAAAGCAUCCAUGAAAAGAGGAUUUUUUUUAAGCAAUUAUCUGUCCAGCUGUACCCCAAGUUAAAUCACAGUGUAUAGCCUUCCUGACCUGAGUGUCUGUUGCUAGACAGCAGUUUCUGGAUUAAUUUCCUGUUGGUUAAGAGCCAUAACCGCUGCUGGCAGGGCAAAAACGCUCUGAGUUGUGAAGUAUCUGAAGCAAAGAAACUUCUAAAUAUAUAUAUAUUCUAACCUUCAGCAUCUCCCUUUUAGGCAUCAGCCUGUGUUGAUUAUUUCUGUUUGUUCCAUUGUAGAGGUUAUCUUUUCACAGACCUGCUCUCUUGUGUGUGAUGGAGAGUCAAAAUGUGCUCCGCUCAGAUUGAAGGUCUUCAGAGUUAAUGCGGCGGUGUGGUUCGGUAUGCUUAGUCUGGAGAUAUAUAAAAUGUGCAAUAUAUGUUCUCAGAGGGGUCAAAGGUCGCAGCUGGAAAACUCCAGGUUGUUUGUUUUUUUUUUUUUUUUUUUUUCUCCUCGGAUUCUCUUGGCUCACUGACUGCCUUCCCGCUCCUGUGCUCUGGGGAAACCGGGAAUCUCGGGCCAUUCCAGAGCACCCUGAUGUGUGAUGCUUACUUCCAUUCGUUGAUGUUUUAUUUUUCUUUUGGUUUGUUUUUCUUGUAUUUCUGCAGGUUUUUUGUACCACAAUGUGAGAGUGGGGUUUUGUCGUUACAUCUUAGGCACUUAUUGAAAGUGUCCUUUUCAUUAGUGGUUCUUGUAUUUAUUGCACAUGCGAUAAAGAGAAUUCCCCCCCCCCCCCCCCUCGUAAAUGAUAUUUUGAGUCCAGGCUGAGUCGAGUCUAGGGCUGUCCGGUUUUUUUUCCCCCUGAUAAACAAGGAAGCAUUUCGUUGAAAAAUUUCAAGAGUGUGUAUUUCAGUAAUAAAUGCCUUUGAAGAA